AUGGCAUAUCUAUGCGGGGUUCGGCUUGAUGCUGGACUUGCCGGUCAGGGAUCACCGGCUAUCUCGGCCUCCACCUCUGCCAGCCGAGUGGAUCUACGAUUGCACAGUGCACUUUAUGGUAUUUUACAGUGUAAGCCACUGGCUGGCGGCUUUUAUUCCGAGAUUGGCAAUGCGGAGUAG
Molecule: messenger RNA, 180 nt
Organism: Penicillium verrucosum
Lineage: Eukaryota; Fungi; Ascomycota; Eurotiomycetes; Eurotiales; Aspergillaceae
Exons: 1
Coding region: 1-180 (59 amino acids)
Source: RefSeq, a predicted model, not a curated record